CAAAUGAACAGUGUAAAUGGAGCAGCGAAAUGCGCAACCUUAUCAAGUGCUGCCGAGCAGUGUGUGGCGGUGUGUAUGUUGCUUCACCAAGAACACGUGUCGGGUGACAGUUUAAAUGCUACCUUGUCAGUUAUAAUUGUACUGUUGCUUCUUUCCUGUGAAAUUUCAUAUUUUACAAAAUGCCUGCUGCGCGUAAAGUGGAACACUUGGUCGUUGAUACAACAGCUUUCAUCAAGAAUGCGAAUAUUCAGGAUCUUGCUAGCAACGUAUACACGGUUCAAGGCGUUGUAGACGAAAUAACUAACAAAAGGCAAUUAAGAAGACUGGUUGUACUUCCUUAUGAUUUAAUAAUCAAAGAUGUCUUUACUGAAAAUAUUAAAUUUGUUACAGAAUUUUCCAAGAAAACUGGAGACUACAGCAGUUUGUCAGCAGUGGACAUCCAGGUGCUGGCUUUGGCUUAUCAACUAGAAAAAGAACAUGUUGGUGUUGCUCACUUAAAAACUGAACCAACCGUGCAAAGAGUGGAUAAAUUAUCACAAAAAUUAGAUGCUUCUUAUUUGGCCAUUGCUGGAUUCUACAUGCCACCUAGAAAGAAUAAGGAAGAACUUCCAGAGGGAGAACAGAGUGGAGCUAUAAUAAGUGAUGACGAAGAUAAACAAACUGAUCCAGGUCAGGAUAAAGAAGAAGACUUGGAAAGUGAUGUCGUCAUUAUUGAAGGUGGCAAACCACCGAGUUUGGCAUGUGCACCAACUAUGCGGUUAGAGGAUGCCACUAUUAUUGAUCCAAAGAGGGUGCCUGAAGUAGACACUGUGACUGAACAGAAGGUUCCAGAGGUGGCUGAGCAGGAGAUUGACAGCGAGUUCAUGCGGGAAGUUCUCCACCAGGACAGGCAGAUCCAGACAGAAGAGGAGGAGACCCAAGCCGUGAGAGACCUGGAAGAGGCCUUGCGCAAAACAGAGAUGAUGAAAGAGGUGCCUGCUGCUGCCGCAUCGAGUGCAGAAAGCGCAGAGGAAGAAGCUGCACGUGCCACAACAGACGAAGAAGAUUCUGAGGAGGAUGAAGAUGCAUGGGACGACAGUGCAUGGAUUACACCUGAUAAUGUUGAGCAGGCAAAGCAAGAUCUGAAAGCAGCCCAGGUAGAAGUAGAUCCGGUCUCUGUUGCCUGCAUUACUGGUGACUUUGCUAUACAGAAUGUCAUCAAACAGCUGGGCAUGAAGGUACUAGCAGCUGAUGGGCGAAUCAUCAAAGAAAUGCGCACACAUAUUUUGCGCUGCUACUCCUGUUUCAAAACAACCUCAAAGAUGGAAUUGCACUUUUGUCCUCACUGUGGUAAUAAGACACUACGACGUGCAGCAGUUCUUCUAAAGCCCGAUGGAACUGAAGAAGUUCAAAUUAGUUUUCGAAAAGCUCCUACUGGGCGCGGAAAGAGGUUCUCCCUGCCUACACCAAAGGGCGGCAAGCAUGCAGUUAAUCCUAUUCUUUGCCCUGACCAGCGGAUUCCACAGCAACAUGCCACACAAUUGGCUUGUGCAAAGAACAAUCCUUUGGAACCAGAUUACAUUGCAGGGUAUUCCCCCUUUGUAUUGCGAGAUGUCACUUCUCGAUCUGCUAUGCUUGGAAUCAGAAGUAAUCAUACACAGAUAAAGAAUUGGAUGCGAAGGAAUCCUAAUGAAGUUGUUAAAAAGGGAAAGAAGAGGAAAUAAACUGAUACUUUUUUUGUAAUAAAAUUAUGUUGAAUUGAAGAUAGAAAAAAAUUGUUGUGUGAAUCCUGUAUUAAAGACUAACAAAACAACUUUUUAUUAAAGAAUUUAUUCAUUUUACAUUUAUAAUCCUAAUUUUCUCCAAUUACAUAUCAAAGAUAGUAUUUUUAACACAAGGAGGUCUGCUAAUGAGAAUUCUCAUUUCAUACUCUUCAGGAAAUGUAGAGUUUUAGAACUUUUCACAACACCUUGUAUUCAGCACUGUUCAGUACAGUCUGAGGAUGGUUUGUGGUGCCGGUACGCAAUGUGUUUAAGAAGCCUUGAUUGCAAAGUUUUUUCCCCUCUAACUACAUUGUGCAAGUGCGCAUUUCAGAAAUUCUAAUAAUGCUUUUUUCGCUUUGUAAUAGAUCGUGGGCGCCUAUUUGAACUGUACGUGCUGCAGGCUAUGUACUGAGAGGGUUGUAGGAACAGUGUGUAGUUGUUGUCUCCAUCUGUGAAAAAUGUGUGCUCCUGUUUGCCCCAACUGAUUGGAGCGUCAGCAAACCCAUUGACAUGCAGGCUACCCCAAGGACUUGCUGGUGUGUCUUCUAUGAAUCUCCUGAGCAGAGAGUAAAAACUGUAUAUCCUCUGUGCAGAAAAAAAUCCUCUCCACUCCAAAACAAGAACACCAUUGCACAUGACAGUGGGUGAAGGAGGCUCGUAACUAUUUAAAUAGUUGUCCGGAGACCCAGUUGUUAUAUCUGCCCCCAGAGAGAAAGCUCCCAGCCAUUCCACGAGAUUCUCAGCAUCUUCAUUCCAGUCUUGAGGAUCUUCAUCCUCUUUGUGCAAUGGGAAAGUGGGAACUGAUACUUUCUGCUCAAAGUGCCUCGAAGUCUUGGGCUGACAAAGCAGCACAGAGUAACCACGAGUAUGGAAAUACGAUGCAACAGAUGAUGGGCAUAUAUUUUCUCCUGGUGGCUCCCACACAAGCAACAAAUCAAACACUGGAAGUCUGUUUCGUAGAGCCUCUCGCACCCUGCUGUAGUUCUUUUUACCUGGUGUGAAGCUAGGACUGCACAGGUCUACUGUCACUAUAUGUCUCGGUGCAGUCCCAGAACUAACCGCUGAAGAAGUUCCUUCCAAACCCAAUUCCAGAUACGUCUCCCUUACUAGAUUCAAAACAAGUUGUCCAUUAGGUGUAAUACACAUACAGUCUUCUAAAUCUAUUCGAGAGCUGUCACUGAGCACAGUUAGAUGUCCUUCUUUCACAAAGGAUUCUAUAAAUUCUUUAUUGACAAAUUCGGAGAUAUUGACUUUCUGUAUCUUAUAGUAAUCACUAUCAACAUCUAGUAAGCUUGUCAAACUGUCCGGGACGCUGGAUGUGCUUGGUAACACCACAGAAAUCAAAUGGUUAAAGUGGUGAAGAUUAAUUAGUUUAUCACACGCGGUCGAAUCCUUCGCAAAAUUCCCCCGCUUAAAUUGAUGUACUGCAGCUGGGGGUGGAAAGUUCCAUACUUCUGGACACAACAUUUCUCCUCACUAUUAACACAAACAGCUGGAAAUAAUCUUCCAUUUUCUAACUUCCAAAUUAGCCAACAUUACCGAUCAAACUUGCUUCAAAGGCAUUGUAAGUUUCCCUUGCGUGAUGCUCUUCAGUUGAUUUUAAUAAUGAAAUAGAAGCGAUAGAAAAAGUUACAUAAUUUCAACUAAUAGAAAAAUACUAUAUUUCUCGAUAAAUUAUUUGUUUCUUUACAAAAUACAGAACUUUUAGGACGUUUUUUUACUUUAGUGGUUUCAAUCUGAUGACCACCGUACAUGUAUUCUGAUUGCUCACUUUCAUUACAGGAGUUCUUAUCCAUUUCUGAACGUAUAAUCACGCAUAGUGCUUUUGCAUUGUGUGACGUCAUGACAUUCGCAAUGGUGGGCUGCCGAGUGCGAUAAGUAGGAGAAGGUAUUGUCAAAUAAAAAAUAUAAUUUUAUUGUGUUUUUUUUAUUUUCUGUGUUGGUUCGUUGUGGACAAUCAGCCGAAAAUAUGCUGUGCAAGAAGCAGAAAAAAAUUCAGUGGCUCUCGUAGACCAUGGUAAAAGAAAACUUCGUGUUCUUCACAUGAAACUUCGGAUAGUAAUCGAAAGCUGAUAAGCCGUGAUGGGGUUGACUGUGGUUGUUGCGAGUGUUCCCAUGUGAGGCCAACCACUAUCCCUUAGGCUCCAUCAGCCAAUAAUGUCAGAACCAGCAGCACCUGGUUUCCACCAGCUCAGUGUGACAGUGGAGUGUGCACACUUGCGGACGAGUGGCAGCCUCUUCAAACCAAACCCUUAUGUGGAACUUGCAAUAGAUGACAAGGCUCCACGUCGCACUGAAGUUGUGAAGUGCACCUACCAGCCAAAGUGGAAUGAAGAAUUCACUGUGUUGGUGACACCACGGUCGGUGUUACACUUCCGCCUGCGCGACCACAGUUCGUUCCGCAAGGACACUCUGCUCGGAGAGAAGAGAGUUCCGCUGCUGGAGGUGCUGCAGCACUAUGGCGGCAGGUGCGACAACCUGGAGCUGACGCUUGACCUCAUGGCGGAGCACCCUAAGGUGGGCCAGCCCGUCAAGGUGUGUGAGCUCAUUGCCCUGCUGAACGGCUUGCGAGUGGACCCAGCCACGAUUGCUGCAGCGCAGGCUCCUCCCAGCGACGGUCCUCCAAUUCGGCCCCCACCGCCUCAGCCUCUCGGACAAACCAACUCGGAUGCGACAGGGCCUAAUCGCAGCAUUCUGAAUGGAGGCGUUAAGGGCAGGGUUCGCCUCUUGGGGGCCGAGAACACUGCCCCCAACACCGCACCCGCCAGUGCUGGUGGGAGCCCUGUCCCGUCUGCUAGCACUCCGGCCUCCCUCCGCAACUCUGGAGUGCAUCAGCUGCCUCCCUCGCACCCCAUAGCGCUGCCACCGCCAGGCCCUGCCCCUCACAGUGCGUCUGGCCCUGCAGUGCUCCCAGGUCCUCAAGCAAGUGGGAGCUCGUCUGCCUCACCUGCUCCCAUGGUGAACGGGACAGCCACCCCACCUGCAGCCCCACCCGCGAUGCCAGCGCCAGCAGGCGACCAGGCGUCCAGCAGAUCCUCGGCCGUUGAAGAACCCCUACCCGUGGGGUGGGAGAUGCGGUAUGAUGUUUACGGGCGGCGCUAUUAUGUAGACCACAACACUCGCAGUACUUCCUGGGAGCGUCCUCAGCCUUUGCCACCUGGUUGGGAAAUUCGAAGGGACCCUCGUGGGCGCAUCUACUAUGUAGACCACAACACACGUACCACAACAUGGCAGCGGCCCAACUCCGAGCGGUUGCAGCUGUUCCAGCAUUGGCAAGGGGAGAGAGCUCAUGUUGUCCAGCAGGGCAAUCAACGCUUCCUCUACCCUGUGCCAGGGCAAAGUCAAGCUGGCCCUGCCACACCUGCACCUGACCAAGAGGAAGACGCAUUGGGGCCUCUGCCUGCAGGCUGGGAAAAGAGGGUGCAGCCUGAUGGGCGGGUCUACUUUGUUAACCACAAAAACCGCACCACCCAAUGGGAGGAUCCACGAACGCAGGGUCAAGAAGUUGGAGCAGACGAAGUACCUCUGCCCCCAGGUUGGGAAAUUAGAUUGACAGAGGAUGGUGUUAGGUAUUUUGUUGAUCAUAACACACGCUCAACCACAUUUCAAGAUCCUCGACCUGGAGCACCCAAAGGGCCGAAAGGGGUGUAUGGAGUUCCACGAGCCUAUGAACGAUCUUUCCGCUGGAAACUUGGACAGUUCCGGUAUCUUUGCCAAAGUAAUGCUUUGGCAUCUCACAUAAAGAUCACUGUCACUCGACAAACACUCUUUGAAGACUCUUACCAUCAGUUGAUGAGACUGCCUGCUUACGAACUUAGGCGGCGAUUGUACAUUAUUUUCCGUGGAGAAGAAGGCUUAGAUUAUGGUGGUGUAUCACGAGAAUGGUUCUUCCUGCUAUCACAUGAGGUUUUGAAUCCAAUGUACUGUCUUUUUGAAUAUGCUAACAAAAACAACUACAGUCUUCAAAUCAAUCCUGCAUCGUAUGUCAACCCUGAUCAUUUGCUGUAUUUUAAAUUUAUCGGACGCUUCAUUGCUAUGGCUUUGUACCAUGGCCGUUUUAUAUACUCUGGUUUCACAAUGCCUUUCUAUAAGCGCAUGCUCAAUAAGAAGCUAACAAUGAAAGACAUUGAGUCCAUUGAUCCAGAAUUUUAUAAUUCCUUGGUAUGGAUUCGUGAUAACAACAUCGAUGAAUGUGGUCUGGAACUCUUCUUCAGUGUUGAUUUUGAAGUCCUUGGGCAAGUCAUACAUCACGAACUGAAAGAUGGUGGAGACAAAGAGCGAGUCACUGAAGAAAAUAAAGAAGAAUAUAUGCGCCUAAUGACAGAGUGGCGCAUGACUCGUGGCAUUGAGGAUCAGACACGUGCUUUCCUGGAAGGCUUCAAUGAAGUGGUGCCCCUGGAGUGGCUCAAGUACUUUGAUGAGCGAGAGUUGGAACUGAUGUUGUGUGGUAUGCAGGAGAUUGAUGUUGAUGAUUGGCAGCGAAAUGCCAUUUAUAGACAUUACACUCGUUCUUCAAAGCAAGUUGCUUGGUUCUGGCAGUUUGUGAGAUCAGCAGACAGUGAGAAACGGGCCCGUCUUCUGCAGUUUGUCACUGGCACUUGUAGAGUUCCUGUUGGUGGUUUUGCUGAGCUCAUGGGGAGUAAUGGACCUCAGCGAUUCUGCAUUGAGAAGGUUGGCAAAGACACAUGGUUACCACGCUCGCACACUUGCUUCAAUCGUUUAGACUUGCCACCUUACAAGAGUUAUGACCAGAUGGUGGAAAAACUUAAUUACGCAAUUGAAGAGACUGAAGGCUUCGGCCAAGAGUAGAUCCAGGAAGAACUUCAUAAUUUUCUUUGCAGGUAUAUACUUCACGUUGGUUGCAUUUCUCCACCUUCACAACCCAGAUCAACCAAGAUCAACCUCCACUCUCUCAGCUGCAACAAGCAACCGAGGCACAUGUCUUUAAAAACAUAACACCAGAGUAAAGCCCUGCAAUCCAAAUCACAAAUUUUUUUAGAACUACAGGAUCAACAUUUACUCAGUGGGCAAAAGCAGGGGAGGUGGAGGUUCUUACUCUCUGACAGCAGCAGAUGCUCCAAAGCAAAUUGUGACUUAAGCAAAUUGUCCUUCCCAACUGCCUCAAAGCAGCCCUUUCCUGAGAAGAAAAUGUACCUGUUUUUCUUGUGUAUAUACAAUAAAUAAUAUUAUGAUGGAACUGCUGGAGAAUGGCAUGGUAGGUGCUGGGAAGUCCUGUUUUAGCAUUGGGUCAACAGAAGUUCAGUUUUGAGAAAAGUGACCCAGAAAACCUGUGAUGGGUUUUUCCUUGAGGAGUGUAAUGUCCCAAUUCUCUUUUUACAUUGCCUUUGAUGUAUUUGGAAGUUAACGAAUAGUUAAGUAGGUGGGAUGAAUGCUCUAUUUUGUAUCAUAAGGGAGAGUUUGGAUUGUGGCUGUUAAUGUAGGCAGAUGUUUUUUUAUUACAGGUACUUUCAAGUUGUAAACUCAUAAAAGCAAGCGAAAUACAUUGUACCAUAAUGUAAAUAAAUGUAGGUAGUUAUAUUAAAGCUGUAUGUAGUUAAGAUACUGAACAGUUAGAGAACAGAUCACUUCUUUCCUAAGGAAAAUGGGAUUUUGGUUUUUGUAUACUUAAAAAAAACCAAUUUUUUGUAACUGUGAUGUAUAUUUGUUAUAAAAAGUGUUUAUUUUUGAAUGCCACUUCUCCAGUUGCGUAUUAAUAUUAGUAAAAAACCAUUAAAAUGGUGCACGAUUCUAGUACACUGUGAAAGAACGUGAAGAUAUUUUUGUUAUGUAAUGAUAUUUACCUAACAUAUUGCCAGUGCACAUCAACUUAUAUAUUUUGCACAUUUCAGGGCAGAUGUGUACUAUUGUAGAAGGGAUCUCCAGUAUUUUUAUUAAGUUCAUGAUAUUUUAAUUUAGAAUAUUGUUGUAGUUCAGUAGUUUUAUUGUACAGUGGUACAGUUCAAAGGUGCGGUGGUGUUGAUCAGUUGAAAUGGAGUUAAGUCUUGGUUGGUAGAGCAGCACACCAAAUAUUUUGCAUUAAUUUUCAGUUGUAUUUAGGGGCCACUUGUGAUUACAUAAUUUUUAUCAAUGUAUAUAUAGGCUACAGUAAAAUGCACAGACUAGAAUUUGGAAUGGGAUAGUGGAUUGCCUUCGUUUAAUUCUAAAUUUUGCAUUGAUGUGCAUAAUGCAGCAUUUGUGUGGGGUUUUUUGCAUGCGAGGGUGAAUAUUGAAUCAGUGUGUGAUAUUUACUUAGCUGUAAUUUGGUAGCUUUUGCCCCUUCUCACACCAAAUAUCUGAAUUUAUGUUGAUAUGAAUCCCAUUCCAUAUUCUUCGUGUAUGUAAUUAGAUGUACACAGAUUGACUUACAUGUAUGUAUGAAAGUGAUAAUAAAUUUUAGUCUCACAGUGUACAAAAUUAUAACAUUUGGUUUUAAUUGGUUAUUCUAGAAUCCAGAACUGAAGUAUUAUAUAAUAUUUCUGAGGAUGAAUUACUGUAAUGCAAUUCCUCAACAGAUUGGCUAUAUUUGAGUGUAUGAUUGUCAGAUAUUUGUAAGAUACAACAUUAUGGACAAUACUUAUAAAUUUGAUUUUCAGGAUAAAUAUAUGAACCUGAAGAAAUUGAGUUUCUUUUCUGAGUCAUUUAUGUAGUGCCCUCUACACCCACUUACAAAAAUGCACAUUUCUGGUAUCUGGAAGUUAAAUUUAUGAAGCUUGGAGUUGUGAGAUGUGUAAGUGGUGGGGGUGUUUAUUUGUUGUGUUUCAGAAUUUGUGCUUUUCUCCUGGCUCCUUUCCCCCCAACACUAUCAGUCUCCGUUCUCAUCCAAAAGUGUAACUCUGAACUUUCAAAUGAAGUAGCCCACCCAACUGCUAAUACAAAGGCUACAAAACUACAUAUUGAAAGAAAUAUUACAAAUUGAACAUUAUUUGGUAAAUGGUGUAAAAAUAAAAUAUAAAUAAAACAUC
Gryllus bimaculatus (two-spotted cricket) is the source of this 8704-nucleotide messenger RNA. Lineage: Eukaryota; Metazoa; Arthropoda; Insecta; Orthoptera; Gryllidae. The record is from the annotation of a GenBank genome assembly.